Messenger RNA from Paecilomyces variotii, 435 nucleotides. RefSeq lists its product as hypothetical. The record is from RefSeq and is a predicted model, not a curated record. The annotation marks the transcript as partial. The transcript is spliced from 3 exons. NCBI's taxonomy places the organism in Eukaryota, Fungi, Ascomycota, Eurotiomycetes, Eurotiales, Thermoascaceae.
UUUAAUGAAUUGAAAGCAUAUCCAUUCUCGACCGAUCUCGAGUUUAGAAAGGGCCUCGCGGUUAUUCUCGGUCAUCCCGAGACGUCUGCCACGGAUGAGGAGAUCAAUCGUGAAGAUGACCUGGUGCUGCAGGCUAAAUGCUUCUACUUCUCGAGGAAGGAGAAUCUGACACCGCCUCUUGAUUUUUCAGUGUAUAGAAACUGGUUGAGGUCGACGUCUGCGUCUGCGUCGGCGUCUGCACAGUCGCCUAACGAGGCUCAGGAGCAGGGCAGCAAAUCACAGGAUGAGCCUGCAUAUCCUUCCUCUUUCGCGCAUAUAGUCGAGCUCAUAACCACCGGACAACCAGUGCCUGGCAUCCAAGAGAUCCCAGAUACAGUAUUGACUGGCCAAGAGGCACCAAGCACGCGGGAGAAAAGACGGAAGCCAUGGGAGAAG